AUGCGGAGAGGAAGGCCACCGAUCCAGUGCACCGAGGGCGACAGACUGGCCAUUCGACGGGAGAAGGUCAGGUUAAAUGUCCAGGCACACAGACAGCGCCAGAAAUUGAAGAAGCAGCUUGAAUCCCUCGGUACGCCAUGCCAGCCGAGAUUCCGCUGGGUUCAGGAAACAAAGUGGCAGUCGAAGAAGUCAACGGACAGCCGCGACCAGAGUCAACUGGAGGGCUCUGUGACACCACGCCAUGAGAGGUAUCCAGAGUUCGAGUGCACUCUACCGAACCAUCCAAGACCUGCAAAACAAUACACGCUCGCCCUUCUGGCCUUGUUUCGAUCAAGGCUUUUGCCAGACCGUGUGACUUUACCGUGUCCAGGACCUCCAGGGCAGCGGUUGACAACCCCAUGCGUUCCUUGGGUGGUGAAAGGUUAUGAGCUGGCUGCUGUCAAGGAGAAUCCUCUCGUGAUGGGCAUGCUUCAUGCGCUAGGGCUUGCCUUGCUUGGAGCCGAUCAUCAGCGCGAGGACAUCCUUCGGGUUGCGCUGCGCACCUACCAGACGACACUUGCGGCGGUCAGUCGGCAACUGCAACUCCUAAUGAAUGAUUACAACCGCUGCUCCAACGACUGCCUGGCAUUGAUCCUAUCAUGCCACGCCACCGCAAUGUUCGAGAUGAAUGUCAGCAAGUCGAUGCCUGAUAUGCUUCGCCAUGUCCGUGGCCUUGGUUCCUUGUUGGUCCAUCGCUUUCUUCAGUCACAAUCAAUACCGGAAGAGAUGUACGAUUUGGUGGAAGAAUAUCGACUGUUCGAAACUGUAUUUUGCCUCAUCAAUCGCCAACAAUCGGUGCUUGUCGGAACAUCCCUAUGCAGAGAAGUCAAAGGUCCCAGCAAACCAGAUCUGGGAAAUUGCCAUAUGAGCCCAUUCAGUAAAUUGGUUCACCUUGCCCGCCAUGUCCCUCCGAUCAUGGUCUACUUGGACGAGUUGAAGUCCCGCGCUUUAACCAGCGACCAAGAACGUGGAUGGAUCAGCGAGUCAUUAGAGACGCUGUCAGAUGUGAAGACUGGGUUGGAAACGUGGUCUGAAGACUUUCUCAGAAAUGACGCUCAUUCAGUCAUGAAGUCGACGUCGUACAUUUCUGGGCACGGCGAUCUCGAACCCCCGAGCCUUGAUGUAGUCGCAGCCUGGACGUUUUACCUUUCAUUCAAAGUAUACGCCCUCGAAACUUACAUUUCCGUGCUCGAGUAUAUGACGUUGACCCAACCGUCCGCAACCAAAGUCGAGCCAUACGAGGACAGGUGCGGCACGAUUGACGCCCAGCUUAACAGUCCUCAUGAAAAGAUAAUGCUCUCACGCUCAGAACUACUCGAGACCGCAAAGCUUCUCCUGCGGUCUUUGCCGUACUUUUCAGAGUCCAGUUUAGGUUAUAUCGGACGCUCGCUAGUCGCAUUCCCUCUGGAAACUGUGAAGCGGGCUUUCCUGCACGAAUUCGAGCGACAGUCGAGCCUCAGAUUGACGGCGAGCGAAGUCCCGCAGUUGAACUUCGUGGAUUAUAGGACUCACGAUAUCAUCCAAGGCCUGGUAGCCUGGAAGCAGAUUGCCGCCAAUGCCAAAGCUUCUGGAUGUGCGUUGUUCUCUGAUUAG
Messenger RNA from Cladophialophora psammophila CBS 110553, 1632 nucleotides. RefSeq lists its product as uncharacterized. Bases 1 to 1632 code for a protein of 543 amino acids. NCBI's taxonomy places the organism in Eukaryota, Fungi, Ascomycota, Eurotiomycetes, Chaetothyriales, Herpotrichiellaceae. The transcript has a single exon. The record is from RefSeq and is a predicted model, not a curated record.